Molecule: messenger RNA, 1984 nt
Organism: Aspergillus steynii IBT 23096
Lineage: Eukaryota; Fungi; Ascomycota; Eurotiomycetes; Eurotiales; Aspergillaceae
Exons: 3
Coding region: 11-1564 (517 amino acids)
Biological process (GO): protein phosphorylation
Molecular function (GO): ATP binding; protein kinase activity
Source: RefSeq, a predicted model, not a curated record
CUUGAAUACAAUGGCCGACCCGAUUUCCAUCAUAUCGGUAGUGGAUCUCUGCUUCAAAUAUGGAGCAUUAUUGGUUGAAAGGUGUUCUGCUUUCGCCCAUGCAGAGUCCGAACUUCUAGAGCGCUCGGUCCGAGUCAAAAAUUAUUGGAUCCGGGCCGAGACUCAGUUGAAGUUGGUUCGAAGUAUUGCACACACACUGGAUGAUGAACAUCAGGCAGUACAACAAGAGACGCUAGAGCUGCUGGCAAGCAAACUCAAAAUUACGGUCAAUAGCAUCCAGUCUGUCACCAAGGCCACGGAUGUGAAUGGUGGGUCGGUCCGACAAGUCCAGCGCUGGAAGUAUGCACUUCUCCGGCAGAAGAUCGACGGUGCCAUCCAAGACCUGGAGCUGUGGCAGAAGAUGUUCGACCCUUCUUGGUAUUUAAUCAUGAAAGCCGCGACAUCCCAGAUAGAUGCCGACUUGCACGCAUUCAAGCAUGCAGUUCCCGCUGAGAAUCGUGCUCCAAUAACGUCUGCCCAGUCUCUCAGGACGGCGUUAGAUGCCACUUCUACCAGCAACCUUCGUAUCUUUCUUCGGGAAGAUGGGAUCAGUUCACUUCAAUUGACCGAUCUCCCUUUAUGUUCCGCACAGUGGGCCCAAAGGGAAGAUCCGUCCAAAGCACUCAUCCUCGAGCGUUUCCAACCAUCUGCCGGCGUGAACAUCAGGCAACUGGAGAAGGACGCUCGAGAUCUGGCAAGAAAGCUCGCUCACUCCAGUCCCACUGAAUUUGGUCUUCUGAACUGCAAGGGCGUGGUCAAGCAUUCCGGCGAUGACCCAGCCUCACGUGAUCCUACUGCGUUCACAUUCAUUUUCAGAAUACCCACUGGCUACUCACGUCCCCGCAGCCUGCGCAGUUGCCUCACAGAGAUGCAAGGAACGGACUCCCUCUCCGACCGAUUCAGCCUAGCGAAUGAACUGGCCAGAUCAGUCAGCUACGUGCACACCUUCGGGUUUGUGCACAAGAACAUCCGCCCGGAGACAAUAUUGCUCUUGACGAACGACUCGUCCGUGGGAUCCGCAUUCCUGAUCGGGUUUGACAGUUUCCGUAUGGCAGAGGGCAAAACUCUCCGCAAGGGGGACGCAGCAUGGGAGAGAAGCCUUUACCAGCACCCAAGCCGAAUGGGACUGGUUCCGACCGAGGACUAUAUCAUGCAGCAUGACAUUUAUAGUCUGGGCGUCUGCCUCCUGGAGCUAGGCCUGUGGGAGUCGUUUGUGCAGUAUCAGGACAAGACGGCGUCUCUGCCUAAUGAUGGCUCCAGUCUAAACCCGACACGGCACUCUGUUUUGGGAAACGAUCUGCCGCCCGUGCUUUUCAAAGACCAUCUGGUUGCACUUGCCCGUGGAGAACUCCGGAGUAAAAUGGGAACGAGAUAUGCGGAAAUAGUCGAAACGUGUCUCACAUGUCUUGAUCCAUAUAAUGUGGAUUUUGGCGAUGCCGACGAAUUUGUGGAUGAAGAUGGAAUUCAAAUAGCUGUUCGAUAUAUUGAAAAGGUUACCAUGAAACUCAACAAUAUUUGUGUCUGAGACGUCUGAGCGGAUUCCUCGGUCUUCCUGCUGUCCUUAUCACUGAAAUCAAGAAGGAAAAGUAAAAGAGUGGAGCUCUGGGCGAUGGUGAGAAACCAGGGAUGAAUUCAGCUGGGCAAUCUAGAAAUGGAAACAUCCUUCUUUGGAUGAAAGUCCGACAGAAAACAUCUCAAUCCUGAUGACAGGAGUUGAAUGAAGGUUGAAGUGCACUUGAUGUUCCUUCCAUCGACAGAAGAGCAACAAAUGGUCGUCACGUGGCUAUGUGCACCGCCGACCGCACAAAUAUAUAUUACCACCAUGGAUUGAAAAUGGGGAUUUAAUGUUCUCGUUUAUACUUUUCAUUAAUACGGCCUGAAUACUGAACUUUCAUUAAACGAAAAUUAUACGGGAGAAAAUAGUUUUACAUAAAUCUAGUGAAAU